CAGGUUCCGGGGCGCCGCGGAGCUCCAGGCCUGUGGCUCUCCCGCGGCGCUCCUCGGUCUCAGGGCCGCGCGCCCUGCGGCGGCCGGGAUGGAGGAGGCCGGAGCGGCGGUGGCCACGGCUGGGGAGGCCGAACUGAACUUGUCCCGCCUCAGUGUGCCCCCCGAGACCCUGGAGACCGAACUGGAGUUGCGGGGCGAGGAGCGGCGCGGCGCCCGGGAAGCGCUGCUGCGGUUGCUGCUGCCGCACAACCGUCUGGUGUCGCUGCCGCGGGCGCUGGGCAGCGGCUUCCCGCACCUCCAGCUGUUGGACGUGAGCGGCAAUGCGUUGACUGCGCUGGGGCCGGAGCUGCUGGCUCUGCGCGGCCUGCGCACGCUGCUGGCCAAGAACAACCGGCUCGGCGGGCCCGGCGCGCUGCCCAAAGGCCUGGCCCAGUCGCCGCUGUGCCGCAGCCUGCAGGUGCUCAACCUCAGCGGGAACUGCUUCCAGGAGGUGCCCUCCUCGCUGCUGGAGCUGCGCGCGCUGCAGACCCUCAGUCUGGGCGGCAACCAGCUGCAGAGCAUCCCCGCGGAGAUCGAGAACUUGCAGAGUUUAGAGUGUUUAUAUCUUGGAGGAAACUUCAUCAAAGAAAUUCCACCAGAAUUAGCAAAUUUGCCUUCUCUAACUUAUUUGGUAUUGUGUGACAACAAAAUCCAAAGUGUGCCUCCUCAACUAUCACAGAUGCAUUCCCUUCGUUCCCUCAGUCUUCAUAAUAACUUGUUGACUUAUCUGCCUCGAGAGAUCCUCAACCUUAUUCAUUUGGAAGAAUUGAGUUUGCGAGGAAAUCCACUGGUUGUUCGUUUUGUUAGAGAUUUAACCUAUGAUCCUCCAACUCUCCUGGAAUUAGCUGCACGGACCAUUAAAAUUCGAAAUAUUUCAUAUACUCCUUAUGAUCUCCCUGGGAAUCUUCUUAGAUACUUGAGUUUAGCCAGCAAUUGCCCAAAUCCAAAGUGUGGAGGAGUCUAUUUUGACUGCUGUGUCCGACAAAUUAAAUUUGUGGACUUCUGUGGGAAGUACCGCCUCCCUCUGAUGCACUACUUGUGUUCUCCAGAAUGCUCUUCCCCCUGUAGUUCUGCCUCUCACAGCUCCACAUCCCAGAGCGAGUCUGACUCGGAGGAUGAAGCCAGUGUUGCUGCACACAGAAUGCAGAAGGUUCUUCUUGGUUAAGAAGGGUAUAGGGUGGUAUGAAAUAACAAAGACUGAGCAAAGGUGACUAGACAAAAAAAGACUUUGAAGUUCACUAGAAACCUUAUUUUCAUUUUAUGAAUGUUCAUGAAAGAGAGAGAGAUGAUAUAAGAGUUUGUAUCUCAUCUACUUAGUAGGAAUGAGUCCCCUUCUACAUUUGGAUUCUUCAAAUAUAAUUCACUAUAAAUGACGGUUUCAAUUUGGGCUAUUUGCAGUUGUCACUCACAUUUUGCGUGAAUCACAGCAGAAUGAAACUUUCUGAAGAACAUUGCUAUAAUAAGCCACAAGUGGUGUAACCUGUGACAGUUGAGAUAUAGACAGCAAUGAUGAAAGCUGUAAUUGUCACCAGAGUGACAGUUGGUAUCGGUGGAACACUACACCACAGUGGGAGUAGCCCUCCCUUCUUGCAUUGCCCGGCAGUCUAGAGCUAUUCAAAUAAACCCAUGUGUAGUUACGUAAUACCUAAACCUCUUUGACCUACUAGCUGAUAAAGUUUGGGUAGAACUUUUAUGUGGAAUUUUAAAACUCUUCAGUUCUGCUCCUUUGUUCCACAUGAUUGUUGUUACUCUUGCAUCAUCCAGCAAGAACUGUUUAGUGCCUUAAUCUUAGCAAGGAUGUAGAAAUUUAUUCAAGAAACUAUGCAGACAAUUUAAAAUAUGCUUUAACAGAAAAAGGUAAACAGUUGCAUUUCUGACAUCGUAGCUCCUGGCCAUUGUUAACUCAUUUUCUAAUUUAAAGAUUAAAUGAUCUUCUAUCAGUGAUUCACUUUUACACUUAAUGGGAGGCCCAAGUGUUGAUCAGGCUGUCAUAAUCAUUUUGGACAGAAAAUGUCAGACUUCUUUUGAUAGAAAAAUGUAAACCAGAGAAGUUUCUUUGUAUCUUGCUUUAAAGGAGUGAGAAAAUAUUUUUUAAAAUUUUGACAGUAGAAUAUGACUUUGCCUCUGUGAUCUGCACUAUAAUUUUCUGUACUUUUAAAAGAAAAACUUCAAAAACACUUUUGCUCAAAAAAUUGGGGGCAGCAGUCACUGCAUUUGUACACAGUAGAACAAUUUUUAAAACUAGUUAAAAUCGUGGUCUACA
Messenger RNA from Condylura cristata (star-nosed mole), 2302 nucleotides. It is a transcript of the gene LRRC58, whose product is annotated as leucine rich repeat containing 58. The record is from RefSeq and is a predicted model, not a curated record. The transcript has 4 exons. Lineage: Eukaryota; Metazoa; Chordata; Mammalia; Eulipotyphla; Talpidae. Gene Ontology annotation, molecular function: protein binding. The coding region runs from base 89 to 1204 and encodes 371 amino acids.